CUGCUACAUGACUUUACACCAAUAGAAAACAACCACAGAAGAAAAUGUUCCACUAGACUGGCCAAUCACAUCGUAUACUUCCUUUGACAGAAACGUCUGCAGGGGGCAUGAUAUCUUUGAGAAAGAAUGUUUCGCUGUCUUCUAACUCUCGGUCAUCAUCACACAUGGAGAACCUGCACAUUUUUCUGGUCGUUCUCCUAGGAGUUGCAUCCCACGGUCAUGAUUUGAUUUCUGGAUCAGUGUUGGAGAAAACGGUCAGACCAGGAGAAAACAUCACUCUCUACUGCGACUGUACAUUAUCAAGUGGAGUAUACAUAGUGUGGUACAGGAACUGCUCUCAUGAGAACCAGCCUUCUCUUGUCCUUAGAUCAGGACCAUUACCAAAAUCCGAAGACUUCACUGACAAUAGGUUUCAACUGAAACUUCCCCCUCGUUUUCAUUUGGGGAGAAACUCUUCUUCUGAAUCCUAUGACCUGCUGAUCCUGAACAUCACUGAUUCUGAUGAGGGCUUCUACUACUGUGGAACUGAACAGACAACAGUGGAGAAUGCAGAAUACAUUAAUCGCAAAAUGGAUUACAGAUAUGGCAACGUCACCACAAGGAUCCUAUUCAACUCCAUUGAGCCUCACCAUGAGACUCCACGAGACUGUGGUGAAUGUUGCAUUCUGCUGUUCUCCCUUUGUCCAGCUUUUGCUGUUCUCUCCUCUCUCCUCUCCUCUCUUCUGGUGUAUCAUCUCUGUCGGAAAAAAGCUAAAGACCUUCAAGCUGAUCAGAGAAGACCUGAAACAAGCCCGCAUCAGGAUGAAGAUGUGUGUUAUGCUGCGCUGGAAAUCCGCCAGGCAUCACAGAGACCAAAGAAGAAGAAAACCCAGAGUUCUGACUUCAGCACCUAUUCAGCCAUCAAUACUUCUAGGGUGUAGAGAGUCUAAAACAAAACCACAACCAUUAGUAUAAAACAUCUAAGGAUGGGAUCAAACCAAGCGCAACACCAAAUCAGGCCAUGUAGCUGUAAAGUGUGAGGUGGAAAUGGCCUCUUCACCCCCCUUUCUCAGACUGCGCCCAUCUUUGAGCUUGAGCUUCCGUUUGAUCACAACUACACAUCUGUAAAGUUUCCUGAAUGCACAGUUACGACGCUAUUCAGGUCACAAAAUCUGUCCACAGGCAUACUAACAGAUGGCAAAGUACUACAACCGCCCCUCUGUGGUAGUUCCCCCUUCAGUUGGUGUCUCCAGGACCACAUUUUGCCUUGAUGACACGCUCAGACUCUCAGGGUGAAAACAAUAGACGCCUUGCAGCUGACGGUUACUGCUGGAUGCCCCGUAUUGUCUUACAGGUUCAAGUCCACUGUCAAACUUUAACAUGCUUGCUAUAAAUCUACUGUGUGACAUCAAAAAAGUAGACCUAAAUAUUUCUUAUUAUAGACUAACGUCAAAACCCAGCUCAGAAAUGGUGUGCAGCAUUUAAGAAUGCAGAGUGAAAACCGACAGAUAGCCAUCGUCUAUGCAAUGCACAUUUUGUCUUAGGUCCCAACACAAUAUAAUGUAUUGUAGCGAGCUAACGUUAGCUAACCUAAGUGUUAGCCUGCUGAAUCAGCAGUCUCCGACAAUAUCAGUCAGCAGAAAACCUGAGGGGAGAUUCCGUCCAAUUCUGUUCUUUGAUAUCAAGGUGAGAAAUCAGGUACCUCAGUUAACAUUGUAAACAUUAUGGUCUCAAUUGCUUGUUUCAAGUCUUCUUCAAUACAGCAUGAUGUUCAUUCAGUAAAUGAUGGUUCCAUUCAGAGUCAAACAAACCAUGAAACAUUAUGCUUUACGUUGUGGCUACCAUCUAGUUUUCCGGUUUUGGAGUUGUGCCUGUUUUUGUUCAAACAACUUUAAACCUUUCUCAGUGUGUUUUUCAAGCUCAUGAAAUGUAAUUGUAGCCCUUUUGAUCGCCUAAAAUGUCUUAUUCAGCGUUGGGUUGUACUUAGCUCCACCCUCCCUUGUCAUCUCUGGCUGCAAAAACAACAACAUUGUGACAGCCAAAAAACAAUAUGGUGAAGGCCUAAAGCGGCAAAUUCAAGGCUUCAAAGCGGCAGACCACAAACUUAUACAAAUUCAAUUGUAUAAAGAUCAGUAAUAUUGAAUGUAAUUCCUUUGUAGGGAUACGUAUUGGCCAUUCUGUCACUUAUAUUCUCCAAUUCAAAUCUGAGUGACAAUCAUUACCUAGAAAUGAUUUGUAUAAUAAAAUGUUAUGCAGAAAAAACUGUUGCUUUGUUGUUUGCUCACGGAAGUUGGAAAGCAAUGAUCAAU
Molecule: messenger RNA, 2288 nt
Organism: Anoplopoma fimbria (sablefish)
Lineage: Eukaryota; Metazoa; Chordata; Actinopteri; Perciformes; Anoplopomatidae
Exons: 5
Coding region: 108-920 (270 amino acids)
Biological process (GO): response to bacterium
Source: RefSeq, a predicted model, not a curated record